CUUGCUUCUCGAAAACUGCUGUCUGGCACUUUCGACAAGGUGCGGCAGUAAAAAAUAGUCAAGGGAUCUUUGCGCAGUCAAAUAAUCGUACACAAAAUUUCACCUUUCCCAGUGAAAUUUAAUAGUUAGAUGGAGACAUUUUGAGAGCUACGCGUAUCGGUAAGUUGUUCAAGGGUGUCCGAGUGGCUACUUCGAGACAGGCUCAAACCAACGCAUUUGCCCUCCACCGGAAAACACAUAGACGCUAACGUUUAGCGCUAAUGCUAGGAGAGCUCGCAGUUACCCCUGAGACCUAGAUUCUAUAUCGUCGAUAUUUUAGCAGCAACACCACGAUGGCCGAUGUCGACAAACUCAACAUAGACAGCAUAAUUCAACGUCUCCUAGAAGUGAGAGGAGCUAAACCUGGAAAGAACGUUCAACUGCAGGAGAAUGAGAUUCGUGGAUUGUGCCUGAAAUCCAGGGAAAUUUUCCUGAGUCAACCCAUUCUUCUAGAGCUUGAAGCCCCUCUCAAGAUCUGCGGUGACAUCCAUGGGCAAUACUAUGAUUUGCUGAGGUUGUUUGAGUAUGGAGGCUUCCCCCCAGAAAGCAACUACCUAUUUCUGGGAGACUAUGUGGACAGAGGGAAGCAGUCUUUGGAAACCAUCUGUCUUCUGCUUGCCUAUAAAAUUAAAUACCCCGAGAACUUCUUCCUGUUGAGGGGGAACCAUGAGUGUGCUUCAAUCAACAGAAUAUAUGGCUUUUAUGAUGAGUGUAAAAGAAGGUACAACAUCAAGCUGUGGAAGACUUUUACAGACUGUUUUAACUGCCUCCCGAUUGCCGCCAUUGUGGAUGAGAAGAUCUUUUGCUGUCAUGGAGGACUUUCUCCUGACCUGCAGUCCAUGGAACAAAUCAGACGCAUCAUGCGCCCCACUGACGUCCCCGACCAGGGUCUGCUCUGUGACCUGCUCUGGUCUGAUCCGGACAAGGACGUGCUAGGUUGGGGGGAGAAUGACCGAGGUGUAUCAUUUACCUUUGGCUCAGAGGUGGUGGCCAAGUUUCUGCAUAAGCAUGACCUGGAUCUGAUCUGUCGUGCCCAUCAGGUUGUUGAGGAUGGCUAUGAGUUUUUUGCCAAAAGGCAGCUUGUCACUCUGUUCUCUGCACCAAAUUAUUGUGGGGAGUUUGAUAAUGCUGGCGCAAUGAUGAGUGUUGAUGAGACCCUAAUGUGUUCUUUUCAGAUUUUGAAACCAGCUGAGAAGAAGAAGCCUAAUGGCAGCCGCCCCGUCACUCCUCCUCGCAAUAUGGUCACCAAGCAAGCAAAGAAAUAAAAUAAAAUGUAGGCUGGACAUGAGGCAGCCACUACUAUUCUUUUGUCCUUUGCAUUUGAGAGAUUGGUUAACCUUAAUGUUGCCAGUACUGUUACGAUGUCCACUCCCACCCUUUGAAAGCAAAAUAUGUUGUUGUUUUGUCCACAGGGGUCAAUUGAUAUGUCACCAUGAAAACCUCAGGUGUUUUGCACUCCAUUUUGCAGCUACUCUUUGCCACAUAUGACUGUUGACUCAUGAAAAUCAUAACAAAAAUGCUACAUGUGCACAGGAAUGCCUUGUUUAUAGCUGUGCACAAUUUUAUCAGUUUAUUCUUGUCAUGUUCCCCCUCUUGUUCUUUUCCAGUAAUGAUUAUUAAAGAGCAUUAACAAUAGAAGCAGCCACAAACACCACUUUGCUGUAAAAUUCAAAGUCUAUUUACAGUCAGUGUCUUGGAACAUUGACUCAUCGUAUCACCUCACAUUUUUAUUAAAAGUCUUGUGCUAAAUGAAAUGACUAAACAAGAUCUCUUUUAAUGUAAAUCUUUCUAAUAAACUGAGUGUAUUUAAGGGGA
This is a messenger RNA of Syngnathus acus (greater pipefish), 1854 nucleotides long. It is a transcript of the gene ppp1cc, whose product is annotated as protein phosphatase 1, catalytic subunit, gamma isozyme. The transcript has 7 exons. Gene Ontology annotation, molecular function: protein serine/threonine phosphatase activity. The record is from RefSeq and is a predicted model, not a curated record. Gene Ontology annotation, cellular component: cytoplasm; nucleus. Lineage: Eukaryota; Metazoa; Chordata; Actinopteri; Syngnathiformes; Syngnathidae. Bases 333 to 1304 code for a protein of 323 amino acids.